AGUCUUCUAAGAAAAUGUUUGCGCUAUGUCUGAUAUUUCUACUUCUCAGGAAGAUUGCCGCAACACAUUUGUCAGCCAAGCACCUUGUGUCAGCCAACAUUGGAGAUAUAGUGACUUUGCCCUGCUCCCAUGAAAACAGUUUGGCACUUAAGUUUUUGUGGUACAAGCAAACCCUUGGAGAACAUCCCAAAAUCUUGUCAACCUUUAAUGACUACGACAAUAAUGCUACAUUUCUCAAUGAAUUUAAAGACGACCAUCGUUUUUCGGUUCAAAUUGGAAAAACAAUAAAUAAGUUAAGUAUUUCAGACUUGCGGCUCUCAGAUUCGGCCACAUACUACUGUGGAAGUUCUUAUUCCAACAAGGUGGAAUUUGGAAAAGGAUUCAUUGUCAUUGUUAAAGGUUCAGGUUUCAGAAAAACUUCUGUUGUACAACAACCUGAGUCUGAAUCCGUCCAUCCAGGAGACUCAGUGUCUCUGAACUGUACAAUAAACACUGGGACCUGUGAAGGAGAACACAGUGUCUAUUGGUUCAGACGUGACUCAGGAGAAUCUCCUCCAGGAAUCAUUUCUACCAAUGGAGACAGGAGUGGUCAGUGUAUGAAGAGCUCUGAGUCUGGGUCUCCUACACAGAGCUGUGUCUACAACCUCCCCAAGAGGAACCUCAGCCUCUCUGAUACUGGGACUUACUACUGUGCUGUGGAAUCAGGAGGAGAGAUACUGUUUGGAAAUGGAACCAAGUUGGAGGUCCUGUCAGACCAAAACCGUCUUCUAUUGGUUUACUGUCUGGGAGUCGCAUUGGGUGUCUCAUUCAUCCUGAUCAUUGUACUUACUUGUAUCAUGUACAAGAUAAAGAAGAGGACUUGUCUACAGUGCAGAGGAUACAUUUUUCAUUCACAAGCUCCUGGAGACCCUUCAAUGGGCCAUGAUGCUGACAAUCUUCAAUAUGUUGCUCUGAAUCUGAACAAGAACAUGUCGAGAAGACAGAGAAAAAACACGGAGGAAGAGACCGUUGUCUUGUACUCUAGUAUUAGACAGUAGGACAGGAUGACACCACCUAAUGACCUAACAACAUCUGCACUUCUAUUGACACUCUACUAAUGAAUUCAGAGCAUCGCUUUUCUGCCAAACAGACAUUUUCAUGCUUAUCAUGACUUAAUAGUGGGGAAAAUUCUUUUGAGAAUGUAUAUGUCAAAGAAGGCGUAUGCAUUCAUGCAAAUACAUACUUUUAUUGAUAUUAUCAGUUUGUAUUAUUAAGUUCGAGUUGUAUUAUCAGUUUGAGUUGUAAAGAGAACGCUUAAUCCCAAAGAUAAAAUAGCAUCAGUAAAAACGAAUUCUAAAAAUAAGUCUAUACCAGUUUAGACAGUAUUAAAAGCAAUUAACAUUUGCCUUUUAAAUGUUUCUUUUUUUUUCUUUGUGACCUGCCAGGUUGAUAGAAUUACAUUCAUAGUUUUUCAGCUGAAAAUUAUGAGAAGUUUGGAAUGGGAAGUAGUACAUUUCAACUUGGAAAUGUUCCCAGUUUACUUAUAUACAUCCGACGAAUAGGAUGGAAUCCUGUUUUAUUUGGCUUUUUAUUCACUCAUAUUUUUCAUUGUUCUGGUAGAUGUUUUAUAAAAUGUGCAUUCCCUUGAUGUAGUGAAUUUGCAUCCAUGAGAGUCAGUUGUGGUUAUGUUAGCGAGUAUCUUAGCUUUGUCGGUGUGCCUUGUGGGUGUCGCUGCUGUUACAUUUUUCUGAGAUGUUCAGCUACUGUUCUAUGUCUGCCCAAAGAACAAGCCAUAGUUUGUGAGGAUGUCAGCUAAGCAGCAUCGUUGGCACUACCACUCAUACACUCACUGAGCAUUUCAUAUUCGCCACCACUCAUCACUCAUUCUGUGCUUGUUCCUUGUCUGCUCCAUCCUCUUUAUUUAGCCUAAUUUAACAAACAACAGUAUCAGCAUUUAUAACAUGACUAUUGCAAUUAUUUAGACUAUAAUCUGUUUUAAAGAAGUUUCAACAUUUCAACAUUUAAUGAAAUGCUUUAAUGAAUGAAUGUGUAACCAUGUAAGGUUGUUUUUGACACCCAUGUUCAUAAUGGCUAAUUCUUCGCCCUCAGAAGUCAUGCAUGGUUUACCACCAUCAACUACAGUCAUUCAAUUUUACAAAAGUAAAAUGUCAUAAUUCUUCCUCUCGUGCAAUAAUCAUGCUGUCUAAUCAGCAUCUUGAU
Molecule: messenger RNA, 2199 nt
Organism: Esox lucius (northern pike)
Lineage: Eukaryota; Metazoa; Chordata; Actinopteri; Esociformes; Esocidae
Exons: 6
Coding region: 15-1037 (340 amino acids)
Biological process (GO): response to bacterium
Source: RefSeq, a predicted model, not a curated record